AUGCCCCACCCACCGCAAGGUGCCGCCAGCUCCAAAAAGCGCGUCGGCAAAAUCUCUUCGCCUUUCCUUCCUCCCAACUUCCAUCCACCACCACCCCAAACGCGUAUCGUCAACGCCGCCGCGUCGCAGCACGAACGUCGCACAUCGAAGCUUCACGGAUUCAAACUCAUUCUUUUUGAAUCCGUCGCUGAGAGGUAA
Molecule: messenger RNA, 198 nt
Organism: Colletotrichum aenigma
Lineage: Eukaryota; Fungi; Ascomycota; Sordariomycetes; Glomerellales; Glomerellaceae
Exons: 1
Coding region: 1-198 (65 amino acids)
Source: RefSeq, a predicted model, not a curated record